AUGACGAAGAGAACAAAGAGCAACAAACCAAGUAACCAGCCACACAGAAAAUGCUCAUGGAUGGGGAUGCAGGAGGAUACAUUGGAUGAUGAGACACAACAGGCUUUCUUAAGUGAGUCAGGGACAACGAUGAUGUUGUCAAAGAACGACGGGGGAGGAGGAGGGAGUCCGUCAGGAGAAAUGUGCGUGGUGCGCCCUACCCUCAACGUCGCUCAACGCAACCAGAAUUACCACUUCGACCCCGGCCAUUCUCCAGGGCUGCGGGAGACGAUCCAGACGAAGGUGGCGAAAUCAUGCAACUUCUCGUGCGGUUGCGUGACGUCUGCCAUCACAGCCCGCCUGCCCAUCUUGUCGUGGCUGCCGGCGUACAACUUCAGAGAGCAUCUUCUUGGCGACAUCAUUGCCGGCGUAACUAUUGCUAUCAUGCACAUUCCUCAGGGUAUGGGUUUCGCACUGCUGUCACACAUCCCUCCUGUGAAUGGUAUCUACAUGGGCUUCUUCCCCGUGCUGAUCUACGCUCUCUUGGGUACUUCACGCCACUGCUCCAUGGGUAGCUUUGCUGUUGUCUGCCUGAUGACCGGGAAAGUCGUAACGGAACUGGCCACUCCUGCAGGCGCUAUCGUCGACGGUGAUUUAGCAAGCAAUUCCACAACGGUCUAUACAGAUGUUCAAGUCGCGACUAUAGUAUCUUUCAUGGUUGGGGUCUGGGAGCUCAUCAUGGGGUUACUGCAGCUCGGGUCCCUCAGCGUCUUCCUCUCCGAAAUGCUGGUGUCUGGCUUCACCACAGGGGCGGCCUUCCACGUGCUGACGUCGCAGGUCAAGUACCUCUUUGGGCUUCAGAUCAAAGGGCACAGCGGUCCAUUCAAGAUCAUUUAUACGUAUCGUGAUAUCAUCCAGCAAUUACUUCAAUCGAACAUAGCAGCUGUGAUCGGCUCCGCAAUCACAAUAGUUAUUUUAACAGUGAACAAUGAGGUGAUCAAGCCCAGACUCCGAAAGAAGACGAACAUCCCGAUCCCCAUUGAACUCAUCGUGGUGAUUCUCGGAACGGCCGCCUCCUACUUCGGAAACCUCAAUGAAAACUUCGACCUCCUCAUCGUGGGUGAUAUUCCGACGGGACUGCCUCAGCCGGAAAUACCUCCGUUCGAGCUUAUACCAAAAGUAGUGGUUGAUUCUUUUGUCAUCACUAUUGUAGCAUAUACCGUGUCUUACUCUAUGGCGAAGAUAUUUGCGAAGAAGCAUAAUUAUGAAGUUGACGCAGCUCAAGAGUUAUAUUCACAGUCCGCAAGCAACGUGUUCGGAGCCUUCUUCGGCUGCGGUCCCAUCGCCGCCUCUCUGGCUCGGUCGCUGAUCCAAGAGGCGGUCGGAGGCGUGACUCAGAUGACCACCGUCAUCUCCUGUGCGCUCCUGCUGCUUGUCCUCCUGUUUGUGGGUCCUGUGUUUGAAACGCUUCCGAAUUGUGUCUUGUCUUCCGUCAUCGUCGUUGCACUAAAAGGGAUGUUCCUGCAAGUAAACGACCUGAGGAGAGUGUGGGCCAUCUCGCGCGCCGACGCCUUCAUAUGGCUGGCCUCCUUCCUGGCUGUUGUUAUCAUCGACAUUGACUUCGGCCUGAUGAUUGGGGUCGUGGUGUCGCUGCUCGUAUUGCUGUACAGAGGACAAAAACCCAGCACGGCCAUUCUUGGUUGUGUUCCCAACACGGAUAUUUACCUGGAUAUUAAUAAGUACUCCGCGGCUGCAGAGGUACCUUCAGUUUCCAUUUUCCACUUCAAUGGGCCGCUUCACUUCGCAAACAGUGAAUACUUCCGAACUCAGAUGUUCUCCAUGACUGGCCUGGACCCCAGUGCUAUUGUUAGUAAGAAGAAAGCCCUUGAGAAGGAGCAAGCAAAAUCCGACCUUAUCAUCGACCCUACCAAGGAAAAUGGUGUGCGUGGGAGUACGGAAAAGAUUCCUGAGGAGUUUGAAGACAGACCAAGCGACAUGAAUGAUAAGCAUGCAGUUCUCUCCGUGCCCGAAGUUAAGUGGCUGGUGCUGGACAUGAGUAGAAUCAGUUACUUGGAUUCCACGGGAGGAAAACUUAUCGCUCAGCUCGGGAAAGAAUAUAACGAGGCGGGCAUUGUGCUCGUGCUUGCUUCAGUCUCAGAAAGUGUACUGGAUAGCUUAGAAAAGUGCGGCACUCUGAAGACUAUCACGGCCGAGCAGAUCUUCCAUACUAUCCACGAUGCCGUUACUGUCCUUACGGUGUUAGAUAAUGACAGUAAUUGCACCAAGCUCUAAACAACUUUGUGAAUGAACGCCAUGUAUUAGUCUUAUAUAUAUUUUCUGUGUGAUAUUUAUUUUGUGCAAUGGCAAAACCAACAUCAUUACAUUGGGAAAGGAAAGGUGUAUGUAGGUUUCCUUUGCACUUAUAAUAGCUAAUUUGGAUUGCGUUAAGCUGAUGUAUACUAGCAUCUUAUCCAAAGGCUUUGGAAAAGUUUAUGGGGUGAGGGUGUGGGUUCUUAUAUAUAUUACCCAAAACUGCAAUGUGUAGGUAGUUUCAUUUUACUGUACAUUUAUACAUCAUGUCAUUCCUAUUAAGUGGGUAGGUAGUAGGGCUGGGAAGAAUCGAUAAAAACAGAAUCGAAGAUUCCAGUUUUCACUGCGGAAUCGGUUCCUCAAGUAACCAAAUGUCUUUUACGUAUUCCAAUAGAGGGCAAUGCAGCUAAAAUGACGUCUCCCAGUCCUCACGGGACUGUUAGUGGUAAUCGACAGUCCAUUUAUUUCUGUGGUGCCAUACUUUCGUUGUCUUUGAAACCUGGACAGUGUAUAAGGUAUGAAGGUAACAUGAAUAACAUAUUUAGGAAUACAAACAUAUCAUAAAAUAAUGAGAGGUGUUUAUUAACUGUUUUUGAAAA
Molecule: messenger RNA, 2888 nt
Organism: Penaeus monodon (black tiger shrimp)
Lineage: Eukaryota; Metazoa; Arthropoda; Malacostraca; Decapoda; Penaeidae
Product: prestin-like
Biological process (GO): transmembrane transport
Cellular component (GO): membrane
Molecular function (GO): oxalate transmembrane transporter activity; bicarbonate transmembrane transporter activity; sulfate transmembrane transporter activity
Source: RefSeq, a predicted model, not a curated record